Messenger RNA from Homarus americanus (American lobster), 1108 nucleotides. RefSeq lists its product as uncharacterized. The coding region runs from base 90 to 830 and encodes 246 amino acids. NCBI's taxonomy places the organism in Eukaryota, Metazoa, Arthropoda, Malacostraca, Decapoda, Nephropidae. The transcript is spliced from 2 exons. The record is from RefSeq and is a predicted model, not a curated record.
CAGAAGGUAUAUAAGCGGCGGGCUGAACAUUCUGUUCAUAGUUUUGGAGAAGUUUAUUUAGUUUACGGACGGGCACAAGUACAGCAGAGAUGUUCGGGACAGCUGUGCUGGGCGUGGUGAUGGCUCUGGCGUGGACGGUGACUGGCCUGCCAGAUUACGGCGCGCCAUCCGGUGGUGGGUACAUCAAAGUGGCACCCAUCUCCCCCUCCUAUGGCCCACCACCCAAGGAGCAAGCUUGCUACCCUAAGUAUGUGACCAAGACGAUGACGAAGGAUGUGCAGGACACUGAGGGUCACUACGCCUCGGUGGUGAAGAAGGUGGCCACCACUGAAUACGCCUACAUCACGGAGACCCUGGUCUACCCAAAGACUAUCAUCCAGUACUCCACAAUGACUGCCUAUGCUGAACCUAACAUCUACACGGAGACCAAGAUCCUCUAUGAUACAAAGAUGGUCACCGUGCCCGUCUACAUGACUGAGUCUGCCUAUGGCUACAACACAGCCAAGCAGUACUUCACGGAGACCACGGCAGUGUAUGUGACCCGUACCGAAACUCAGAGCUACCCCAUGACCAAUACCGUCACCAACACCGGCUACGAGACCAAGGGUUACUACGUCACCCAGACUAAAGUCCAGCAGCAAUACGUCACUAUGACCGUCACCAACCCAUACUACGUCACCCAGUACGAGACCGAGGUCAAGCAUGAGUACGUCUACAACACAGUCACCGAGUCCGUACACCAGUAUGUCACCAUGACGGUCUACAACACGGUACCCGAGUACCACACCGUCACCAAGUGCUCCACCAUGAUGUACGGCUACGGCUACUAGUGUCGCUGCCACGCCCCCAGCCCCGGACAUCUGCUGUACGCCCGCCGCCCGGCCUGCCUAGACACCCCCCGCGGCCCACAUGGUGAUAUAAGCAGUCGCCUGUGGGCCGCCACCAACACCUGUGGGGAUCUAUGGCGGGUACUCCUGUGUGGCCCGGACCGCCCAUCCGGGCCACACCCGGACCACAACACCGGUCCGCUGUAAAUAAUUUUAAGUCGCCCAUUUUUUUUAUAUCACUUGUGUAAAUAUAUGUUAAGUAAAGCCCUAUUUAUAAUAAA